AUGGAGAACGACCGUGGCGAGAUCGUGGACCUCUACGUCCCCCGCAAGUGCUCUGCCACCAACCGCAUCAUCAAGGCCAAGGACCACGGCUCCGUCCAGAUUAGCAUCGCCAAGGUUGAUGAGAACGGCCGUGCCAUCAGCGGCGAGAGCCACGUCUAUGCCCUCUGCGGUUUCGUCCGCGCCAUGGGCGAGUCCGACGACUCCAUGAACCGUCUUGCUCAGCGUGACGGUCUGUUGAAGAACGUCUGGAGCGCUCAGCGAUAA
Messenger RNA from Metarhizium brunneum ARSEF 3297, 264 nucleotides. It is a transcript of the gene crp-7, whose product is annotated as 40S ribosomal protein eS21. Lineage: Eukaryota; Fungi; Ascomycota; Sordariomycetes; Hypocreales; Clavicipitaceae. Gene Ontology annotation, molecular function: structural constituent of ribosome. Gene Ontology annotation, cellular component: ribosome; cytosolic small ribosomal subunit. The record is from RefSeq and is a predicted model, not a curated record. Gene Ontology annotation, biological process: translation; endonucleolytic cleavage to generate mature 3'-end of SSU-rRNA from (SSU-rRNA, 5.8S rRNA, LSU-rRNA); endonucleolytic cleavage in ITS1 to separate SSU-rRNA from 5.8S rRNA and LSU-rRNA from tricistronic rRNA transcript (SSU-rRNA, 5.8S rRNA, LSU-rRNA).